Molecule: messenger RNA, 831 nt
Organism: Aspergillus calidoustus
Lineage: Eukaryota; Fungi; Ascomycota; Eurotiomycetes; Eurotiales; Aspergillaceae
Source: the annotation of a GenBank genome assembly
AUGAGGAUUCUCUGUUUGCAUGGUGCUGGCAGUUCCGGCGCCAUUCUUGAAAGGCAAAUGUCCAAUCUACGGCGCGAGCUCGACCCCAGCUUCGAGCUUGUCUUUGUAGACGGACCAUUCGAGUGUGGAAGAGGACCUGGCGUUUCCCAAUACCAGACCGGUCCAUUCUUUUCCCACACUCAAGGCUAUUCUCCUGCAAACAUGGCUCAGGCAUUGAGUUACCUUGAGGACAUCCUUGAGGACGAGGGCCCCUUUGAUGGAAUCUUUGGGUUUAGCCAGGGCUCGGCGGUGACCCUGUCAUAUUUUCAUCAGCAACAGACAGUCGGCAACCCUGUAGCAGUCAAAUUUGCCUGUCUUUUCUCGACCGCCAUGCCGUGCAGCUCGGAUGCGAACUUGGGGCACGCCGUUAUAUCAAAGCUGCGAGAAAGGGAAUACGAUUUAACGGCCAAAGCCGGAGCCACAGGCAAAGGUCUGACGAGCGAAGAGCGCGAAUUGGUCGAGAUACUCCAGCGAACAGUCGUUGACGCAGCCAUCCAAGACCCCCUUUUCCCGUGGACUGACAUGAACAUAUAUCGUCGGGGAGAACUGGACGAUAUUCCGCGCGUCAUGUAUUCGUCGGCUCUGGCACACAAGAUCCAAGUCCCAACAGUCCAUGUAUGGGGUCAAAACGACACUGGGUACAUGGUUCAAAUGGCGCAGCUUUCGAGCAGUCUGUGUGACCAGUCCGUAACCAAAACAGUUUUACACAGUGGGUCACACGACAUGCCAAAGAAGCAGAUCGAGAUCAAAGCUGUACUACGAGAGAUCAACUGGGCUUUAGCACGGGGAUAG